AUGGAGGAUCCCUUAUGUACUGUUAAACUAACUUUAAAUGACUUAUCAGGUGCUGGUGCAGGUGGUUCUUCGGCCUCAUACUGGAUUUCUGAAGCCUUUGGCAAUUCAUCGACAUCAAUUAAAACUACAGUUUACGAGCAAUUUUCACAAGUUGGAGGGCGUGCACUAGUUUAUAACUAUACGCGUGAUAAUACUCAGAUUUUUGUUGAAUUAGGUGCAUCCUUAUUUAUUGAUGUUAAUUAUCAUAUGACGAAUUCUGCUAAAAAAUUUGGAUUGGAAUUUAUUAAUUAUGGUGAAGAACUCAACAAUUCAAAAGUUGGAAUAUGGGAUGGAAAUCAAUUUGUUUUCGAACAGUCUUCAAGUUCGUACUGGGACAUCCCUAAACUCAUUUGGAAAUAUGGAUGGGCUCCUAUUAAGGUUCAACGAUUAGUCAGUUCAACUAUAUCAAAAUAUUUGAAGACAUAUGAGCUUAAAGAACCCUUUAAAAGUGUUGAUUCAGAAGCAGAAAGGCUUCAUCUCGAUUUAGAACGAAAAUUCACAGCUCAAUAUUAUUUUUCUGAAUUAAAGAAUAUUAAUCAACUUUACCUUCAACAUUUGGUUGAACCUAUGACUCGUGUUAAUUAUGGUCAGAAUUUAGGUGAAAUUCAUGCAAUGGGUGCAUUUAUUAGUCUUGCACCAACAGGUGCAAAGAGUAUUAAGGGUGGAAAUUACAAACUUUUCGAAAAGUUUAUUGAAAACUCUGGUGCAACUUUGAAUUUGAAUACUAAAGUUGUAAAAGUAACUAAAUUUCGGACAACAAAUGGUGCAGAGGAAUCAGAGAAAUAUAUGGUGCAAACAAAAAAUGGUACCACUGAAAUAUUUGACGCAAUCAUCAUGGCUGCACCUAUUCAAUUUUCUGGAAUAGAAUUUGAAAAUAUAUAUUUGGAAAUGAAAAAUAUUCCUUAUGUGACACUUCAUGUCACAUUCAUAACAGGACGCUUAAAUCCAUCUUAUUUUAAUUGUACAGGAGUUGAAAUUUGUCCAAAUCAAAUAUUAACAACAAAUAGUGGUAAAACAGAAUUUCUCAGUUUGGCUUCGAAAGUUGUGCUAGAGAAUGGUGAAACGUUGAACAAAAUAUUUUCGCAUGAAAAGAUGUCUGAUGAAGUACUUGACAGGAUUUUUUCGGAAAGAUCCUGGACUUUUCGAAAAGUAUGGAAAUCUUAUCCAAGAUUAAUACCGAAUCAGACAUUUCCACCAAUAGAACCAGAUACAAAUUUCUUUUAUGUUAAUAGUUAUGAACCAUUUAUUUCGGUUAGUAUAUUUAACAAGAUUUAA
Molecule: messenger RNA, 1314 nt
Organism: Cetraspora pellucida
Lineage: Eukaryota; Fungi; Glomeromycota; Glomeromycetes; Diversisporales; Gigasporaceae
Source: the annotation of a GenBank genome assembly